CCCGCAAUCUCAACCCCAAACCAUAUCAAGCUGACUACAUGGGUCACAAGGUUCAUUUGGACCAAAAUGAAAAACUUGCUAUGUUUGGGGUCACCCAUGUUUUAGCCAUCGAUGGCUUCAGCAAAAAGGUCGUUGGUCAUUCUACAAUGCCUAUAAAAAACAACCUUGCCAUUUAUGAAGAUGUUUUCAGGCCUGCUGUACUUACCUAUGGGAUGUGGGACCAGGUGCGAGUAGAUCAUGGAAAGGAGUUUUAUUUGACCCUCUUCAUGCAGGAGCUGCUGUCUUCUCAUCGCCACAAUCAGGAGAGAAGACCUUAUUUACAGACUUCAUCCACAAGGAACCAUGUAGUUGAACGAGUCUGGCCUGAGGUGAACAAUCGUGUCAAUUAUCCCCUGAAGACAGCCCUUCUGCAGUUGGUGGAUCAAGAGGAACUAGACAUGGAAGACAACCUUGUGAGAUACUGUGUGUCCAGCCUGACUGGCCAGUUGUGCCAGAUUAGUCUUACAAGAAUGGUUGAGUCAUGGAAUGCUCACAGAAUUCCAGGUAAAGGUAUACCGGAUAAUUUGGCUGCCAGUGGGUGUCCAAAAAAAAUACCACAGGAGCUGUUGCCUCAUUCAGUUGAAGCAGCAGACCUCUACAAAGAACAGCUGGGAUCUUCACUGACAACCCAUUCUACUUUUGGAGUUGAUCCAUUUUUAACUGAACAGGACAAACUUGCAGUCGAGAAUCAGUUUGCAGAGAAAUAUCCAGACAUUUCAAACUUGUUCUCUAGAGCAGUUAACAUGAUUUUGCUCCAUACAAAGAGGCGUUGCUCUAUCUCGUAA
Molecule: messenger RNA, 824 nt
Organism: Etheostoma spectabile (orangethroat darter)
Lineage: Eukaryota; Metazoa; Chordata; Actinopteri; Perciformes; Percidae
Exons: 4
Coding region: 39-824 (261 amino acids)
Molecular function (GO): nucleic acid binding
Source: RefSeq, a predicted model, not a curated record